Molecule: messenger RNA, 3662 nt
Organism: Phalacrocorax carbo (great cormorant)
Lineage: Eukaryota; Metazoa; Chordata; Aves; Suliformes; Phalacrocoracidae
Source: RefSeq, a predicted model, not a curated record
UUGGGCUUUCCCGGGCCGGAGGGGGCUUGGUGGGCGGUCGUGGGGCGGUCGGUCGCGGGGUGGGCAUCACCGCGCGGCUGCCGCCUCCUCGGCUGCCUCCGGGCAGUCCCGGGCGGUGUCCUGAAGCGAGGGCGGCGGUCCGAAAUAAGGCUUAAUUCUGUCCGCAUGGUAGUUCUCCUUCAACCUCUUCAUCUUUGAAAUCAGUGGCUGAUAGAAAAACAGUUGACAAAUAGGAAGAGCUCUUGGAUUAAGGGUAAUGGAACAACUACAGGAUCCAGUUAUGCAAGAAGAUGCAAAUAUUAAAGCUAUUAAUGAAGAGUACAGGAAAGCCUUUUUCUUUAUUGAUAAAGGACUGAAUACAGAUGAACUGGGUCAGAAGGAAGAGGCAAAAAAUUAUUAUAAGCAAGGACUUGACCACUUGCUCCGAGGAGUCAGCAUUCCGUCGCAGGGUCCUGCAUGUGUAGGGUCCCAGUGGGAGUCUGCCAGGCAAUUGCAACGGAAGAUGAGGGAGACCCUCCAAAAUGUUCACGCUCGACUUGGCAUUCUAGAACAAAAUGCCCCACCUGUACAAGCGAGUCCUGCUGCGAUGGAUGCGCCUGCAGGGGUGCCCAAGUUGUACCCAUCUAUUCCUUCCAAAGAAAAGCCAGAAAGACCCCCAGCCCCUAAUUCUCUGUUGGUACCAAGUCAGCCACCUGCAGCAGAUGGAGGUGUUGCAAAUGUGAGCCAGGGGCAAAUUCCAGCUGUGAGUCCAUCACCUGCAAAACCUCUCUGUCUGCCGAAUGAAGCACCUCCUGCCUAUACUCCUCAAGCUACCAAUGGCCAUUUUACUGUGUCUUAUGGCACAGACUCUGGGGAGUUUUCUUCUGUAGGUGAGGACUACUACAGCAAGUGUACUCAGCCACCUCCCCUUGAAAACCUGGGAGUGGAUGCAGAUGAGCUGAUCUUGAUUCCUCAAGGAGUACAAAUAUUCUUUGUGACUCCUGACGGGCAGGUCAGUGCUCCAUCGUAUCCUGGAUAUCUACGCAUUGUGAAGUUCUUGGAUACAGAUAGUGAGAUGGCCCAGAAUCGUCCACCUGCAUUUCUUCAGGUUUGUGACUGGUUGUAUCCUCUAAUGUGUAACCAGUCUCCUGUUCUGUGCUGCAAUACUGGAGUCUAUAUGUUCCCUGACACGAUGACCCAGAUACCAGGGUCCUACGUGGGAGUAGUGCUGUCUUCAGAGCUUCCAGCAGCUGACAGAGAGCUCUUUGAGGAUCUCUUAAAACAGAUGUCUGACCUUCGAAUCCAGGUGCCAGGAUCCCAUGAGAGAGUAGGGUUAUCUUCAGAGCUCCCAGCAACUGUGAGAGCACAUUUUGAAGAUAAAUUUAAACAGAUGUCUGGCCACAAAGUCCAGCCUUCAGAAGCCUCUGGUGAUGCAAUUAACUUGCCUCAGACUGUACAUAUCCAACCACAACCUGAAGGAGCAGAAAAUCAGAAAGAGUUGCCAGAAUGGAGUGAGAAAGUUGCCCACGGAAUCUUGUCAGGUGCAUCUUGGGUGAGCUGGGGCCUAAUAAAAGGAGCAGAAUAUACUGGUAAAGCUAUCCACAAAGGAGCUUCUAAACUGCGAGAGCACAUUCAACCAGAAGAAAAACCUCUGGAAGUCAACCCAACUGUAGCAAAGGGGCUUCAUGUUGCAAAACAGGCUACGGGAGGAGCUGUGAAAGUCAGCCAGUUCUUAGUUGAGGGAGUGUGUUCUAUAGCAAGCUGUGUUGGAAAGGAGCUGGCUCCACACGUGAAGAAGCAUGGCAGCAAAUUAGUUCCCGAAUCCCUUAAGAAAGAUAAAGAUGGCAAAUCCACUUUUGAUGGUGCUCUGGUGGUAGCAGCAAGUGGAGUUCAAGGGUUUUCAACAGUGUGGCAAGGUUUAGAAAGUGCAGCUAAGUGCAUUGCUAAAAGUGUUUCAACUGAGACUGUAAAAACUGUCAAAUACAAAUAUAAAAAUAGGAAAUACGGAGAUGAGCAGUCAACAGCCACUACGAGUGCAAAACAGUAUGGAGAUGAUGCUGGCCGUGCUACAGACAAUGCUAUGAAUUCUGCAAUCAAUGUUGGUGUGACUGCGUUUAACAUUGACAAUAUUGGUAUAAAAGCUGUUGUAAAGAGAACUGCAAAGGAAACCGGCCAUGCUGUGUUAGAUGAAUAUAAAGUAUUGGAUAAUGAGAAGAAGGAUAAACAGUGAAAGUAAUGAAAUAUCUCUCAAGGCCUUACAUUAGAGAUGAAAAUUCCUAUUUAGAAGUAACUACGUUGCUAAUCUGCAAUUUAACACAAAUCACACUACUUUUCAAGAAAUUGUUACUUAAUUUGACGUGAAAAUGUAAAAGUAGGGAGGGCAUUUGUGCAAGGGAAAAUGAAAGUUGUCUUAACUCCUUGUUCUGUAUUCAACAAGGAUUUUAAACAACUGGAUCAGGGCUUUAGACAGCUGGAAGGAUACGAGUUUGCAGUUAAUAAACUUGCCUCUGUAAGCACUUUUUCAAAAUAUAAUAUGGAAUAAUAGAUUAAUAUAGAAAUACAAUUGUGAAUAUUUUUGUAAUGAUUUAUAUUUGUAAAGGUGGUGAUACAGAACAAAUAGGAUUACUAAUGCUGGAACAAAUAGGACUACUAGUUUUGUUUUUUAACUAUCCUGAAGAGUUAGUUUUACUAAACCAGCCUUGUCUUAUUUAAUGUGCAGUAAAAUAAGCUUUGUGUCUCAUUGUUUUGUAGAGAAUUUCCCUUUUCAGCUACCAAACAGUUAAUCUUAUCCAAAGUUCACAUUAGAAGAAAUGAAAGAUGAACCUCAGGUAACUAGGUAGUUAUUCCCUUUAAAACUAUUUUUUUCCAUCCAGCAUAUAAGCAAACCAAAGAUAUCAAGCAUUUCUUCUAAAAGAGGGUAUUUACAACUCUAGAAAAAUGUAUUCUCCAGUGGACUCCAUAAGGAAUAUGCAAAGAUACUUUGAUAUUUUUAUGUAGAGAGGGUAAGGAUGUUUUUGCAUAAUAAUUUUCUGUAGAAACAUUCUACAGAGGACUCUAGGAACUUCUAUGCAUUCUGUACUUUUCAGCCAAUCCAGAAAAAUUCGGAGUAUAUAUCAUGGUCUCCUAAUGGAAAACAACAUGUAUUUGCUUCAACAAGUUGUUCUAGCAGUCAACAUCUUUAUUCCACUGAAUUCAUAGUUGCACAAAGUAUGUCUCUAAAGGGUAUGAAGACAAGCCCUUUUAAGGAAGAGGUGUGUGUGGAAUAGAAUAGACACUACCGUGUAGGUUUUUCAUCCUGUUCCUUGUGCAAUGUAUAGUAACUCCAUACGCAGAACCCUUGAGAUGCUUAACAGUGCUACUUAUUUAACAGUUCAUUAUUGAGUUUUAAAGCUGCUACACAUUCUAAUAUUGGCUGGACCCGCAGCAAACAGAACACCAUCAAUUUAGAACUUACCUCCAUUUCAUGUAAAUGGAGAACAUAACUGUAAAUGGAGAACAUAUCUAUAAAUGGUUGUUAGCAAGUGAUAUUUGCCUCAGACUGAAAAAAUACAGUAACAACUAAUAGGUGCACAUUUUGUGGUAGCUACUGUAGGUGUUUACUUAAGGUGAGAAAUGUGAAACAAAGGAUCUAACCACUUAAAGUGUAACUUUGGUUUAUGGAAAUAAAGAUGAGAUUAAAAUUA